Trypanosoma grayi is the source of this 2181-nucleotide messenger RNA. Its product is annotated as putative sodium/sulfate symporter. Gene Ontology annotation, biological process: phosphate ion transport; polyphosphate metabolic process; monoatomic anion transmembrane transport. The transcript has a single exon. The record is from RefSeq and is a predicted model, not a curated record. Gene Ontology annotation, molecular function: phosphate transmembrane transporter activity. Bases 1 to 2181 code for a protein of 726 amino acids. Lineage: Eukaryota; Euglenozoa; Kinetoplastea; Trypanosomatida; Trypanosomatidae. Gene Ontology annotation, cellular component: membrane.
AUGAAGUUUGGAAAGCGCCUUCAGGAGGAGAUGGUGGCUCAGUGGAAAGACUACUACGUCAACUACAAGUCCCUAAAGCACUUUAUUCGGCACUCAUCGUUGACUGGGGCCGAAUUCAGCAGCGCCUUUUUUGAGAAAAUUGGCGAGGAGCUUAAGAAAGCUGAGGGACUAUUCCAGGAGUUGCUGGAAGAGUUGCAGCAGGGACAUGAUGAACUGCUCGAGCAGGACCCCGACCUUCCGCUUACGCACCCAAAACGCGCCGGACGUUUUUACCGGAAACGAUUGCACCGUGAAGUGGAGACGCCGCAGGAUGAAGGAGAUACGACUGGGUUUGACAGCUCGCGUGCGAGCUCCAUGGUGGAGAUCGAGGCGGAGCAACGGAAGUGCUUUCCUUCUGCGCUGAAGAACUUCUUCUGGAUGCUUAUUGGCGAUUCUCAUAGGAGGGAAUAUAACGAAGACACGCCAAGGGCCAAGUUUGUGGAGUGGCAUUCCAGCGCUCACAGAUUGUUACACUUCGCCGAGUUGAACUUGGAGGCAGUCCGCAAGUCUGGGAAGAAACUGAAAAAGUACCGUCGUCGUGAAGGAGACUUCACCCUCUCCAUUGAAGCUGAGCUCAGUCGCUCACGCCUGGUUACGCAAAUGCCCAGGCUGCACGCGCUGAUGUCUGCUGUUAGCGCCGACUACGAACGCAAAUACGAUGAAUCAUUAGAUCAAUACAAAAAUGUGGCGAUGCAGCAACCGUACCACGCAAAAUGGCGAUACGUCUUUCUUUCGGCUUCUUUCUUUUGUCUCCUUAUGUACCUCCCAAUCCUCACGGAGCAUCAACCAGCGCAUAACUGCGUGGCACUCUUUGGUCUGAUUGUCACUCUUUGGAUUACGGAGGCGAUUCCGUUUUUCUGCACGGCUAUGCUUAUCCCUAUCGUGGCGGUCCCCCUCGGCAUCAUAGCUGACCCACGCACGCACGAAGUUGCUACACCUACAGUCGCUUCCGGCAUCAUCCUUGGGAAGGUAAUGGACCACGUCCAGAUUCUUGUGCUUGGUGGCCUGACGAUUGGAAAAGCCUUGGGACGCACUAACUUGGAGGUGUACGCUGCCACUGCACUCUACCGGUGGACUGCCCACCGGCCCUCACUCUAUCUACUGGGUGUGAUGCUGUGCAGCAGCAUUCUGUGUGCAUUUGUCUCUAACGUCGCAGCCCCGUUACUGGUGUUGAGUGUCAUUCAGCGCACAUUGUGGGAAUUCCCCGAGGAUACGGAGGCCCCUCACGGUAUUCUUCUUGGUUUGGCAUUUGCAUGUAACAUUGGAGGCAUGCUGUCCCCCAUCGCAUCACCACAGAACGCUGUGGCAAUGUCUAUAUUGAAUUUUCACGAUGUGUCAUUCGCAGCGUGGGUGGCCAUUGCGCUUCCCAUCGUCUUGUUCACCGUGAUUGUAUCGUGGGGCAUAAUUCUCGUCGUGUGGAAACCCUUUAAGGAUGUCUCGAGCAUUCCAUUGCAGGUGGUGAAUGUGGAGACGAGUAAGGAAGCCACGUUAGCAGAUCGUGUAGUUGUAGUUGCGGUGUCUCUCACCACCAUCAUCCUCUGGAUCCUUCCACCCACUCUGCUCUUUGGUGACACCGGUGUUGUGGCACUGAUUCCCAUUGUCGUUUUCUUCGGGAUUGGCAUACUGGCGAAGGAGGACUUCAACACGCUGUCAUGGCAUCUCAUGUUCCUUUUGGCAGGUGGCAACAUGCUGGGUUUGUGUGCACGCGAUUCAAAGAUGCUGGAUAUUAUUUCAGGUCGAAUGCAUGACACCUUAGUCAGUCAACCACCAUAUCUGACACUUGUCCUUCUUAUUGCCGUAGUGGCCCUCUUGACAACAUUCGUCUCGCACACAGUGGCCGCCAUGAUUCUUCUUCCCAUCAUUGUCAAGAUAGGCUUCCUGUUGCCGAAGCAAGAGGGUCUCUUGGCUGUGUCUCCCGCGUCUCUUGUGGUACUGUGCGCUUUGAUGCUGUCUGGAUCCAUGGCUUUUCCUAUUAGUUCUUUUCCAAACGUAAACUCACUACUUGCAGAGGACUCAUCAGGUAAGCCAUACCUCAAGGCGAAGGACUUCCUUUUUUGUGGGACGCUGAUUACGCUUAUAAUCGUGGUGUGCCUAUGUACGUGGAUGGUGCCGUUGUCCUAUACCGUUCUUGAAGGAAGGUAG